CUGCAGCGUGUUUUUAGUUUUCUGACACCAAAGUUAAUCAAAAUGAUGUAUAAACAGCGAAAGUGACGAAAGAAGAAGAACAAGAAGAGGAGGAGCGUCUGCUGCACGUUUCGCAAAUAUGAAGAUCAACAUCGAGGGUCUGUUGGUGUAUUUCCCAUACGACUACAUCUACCCGGAGCAGUACUCCUACAUGCUCGCGCUGAAGAGGACUCUGGACGCCAAGGGUCAUGGAGUCCUGGAGAUGCCAUCGGGAACCGGGAAGACCAUCUCUCUGCUGUCCCUCAUCGUUGCCUACCAAAAGGUCUUUCCUUUGGAAGUGACCAAGCUAAUAUACUGCUCCAGAACAGUUCCAGAGAUUGAGAAGGUUGUGGAGGAGCUGCGGAAGUUGAUGGAGUAUUAUUCCAAGGAAACUGGAGAGGUCAACAACUUCCUGGCUCUCGCCCUCUCCUCCAGAAAAAACCUCUGCAUCCACCCGGAGGUGAGCGCCUUGCGCUUCGGUAAAGAGGUUGAUGGGAAGUGCCACACGCUGACGGCAUCAUACAUCCGAGCACAACAACACAGCGACCCCGACCUGCCUGUGUGCCGCUUUUAUGAGGAUUUUGAUGCGGUCGGCCGACAGGUGCCCCUCCCCCCUGGGGUCUACAACCUAGACGACCUAAAGGACUUCGGCAAGAGGAAAGGCUGGUGUCCGUAUUAUCUGGCACGCUACUCGCUCAUGCAUGCCAACAUUGUGGUGUACAGUUACCACUACCUGCUGGACCCCAAGAUAGCUGACCUGGUGUCCAAAGAGCUGACCAAGAAGUCCGUGGUGGUGUUUGACGAGGCUCAUAAUAUCGACAAUGUGUGCAUCGACUCCAUGAGUGUGAACAUCUCCAGACGAACACUGGACCGCUGCCAGACCAACGUGGAGACUCUGCAGAACACCAUACAACAGAUAAAGGAGACGGACGCCACCAAGCUGAAGAUGGAGUACAGCCGUUUAGUGGAGGGGCUGAAGGAAGCCAAUAUUGCCAGGGAAACGGACGUCUACCUCUCAAAUCCCGUGUUGCCGGAUGAAAUUCUUAAAGAGGCGGUCCCUGGUAGCAUUCGCACAGCGGAGCACUUUGUCGGUUUCCUAAAACGUUUCCUGGAGUAUCUGAAGUCCCGUCUGAGAGUCCAUCACGUCGUACAGGAGAGCACGCCGCAGUUCCUCAAAGACAUCUUCGACAAAGUCUGCAUCGACCGCAAGCCCCUCAGGUUUUGUGCAGAGCGGUUACGGUCGUUACUGCGAACUUUGGAGAUUGCCGAUAUCGCAGACUUCUCAGCUGUUACUCUCAUCUCUAACUUUGCUACCCUGGUCAGCACCUACAGCCAAGGUUUUACUAUAAUCAUCGAGCCCUUUGAAGACAGAACUCCAACCAUCGCAAACCCUGUGCUGUACUUCAGCUGUAUGGACCCGUCUAUUGCCAUCAAACCUGUUUUUCAAAGAUUUCAGUCAGUCAUCAUCACCUCGGGGACUCUCUCCCCACUGGACAUCUAUCCCCGAAUCCUCGACUUCCGCCCUGUUACCAUGGCAUCCUUCACCAUGACGCUGGCACGGACCUGCCUUUGUCCUCUGAUUGUCGGCAGGGGAAACGAUCAGGUGGCCCUGAGCUCAAAGUUCGAGACCAGAGAAGACUUUGCUGUGAUUCGUAACUAUGGCAGCCUACUCCAAGAUAUGUCUGCGAUCGUUCCCGACGGCAUCGUGGCGUUCUUCACCAGCUACAUGUACAUGGAGAACAUCGUGGCGUCUUGGUAUGAACAGGGGAUCCUGGAGAACAUCCAGAGAAACAAGCUGAUCUUCAUCGAGACUCCGGACGCUGCAGAGACGAGCAUGGCCCUGGAGAAAUACCAGGAGGCGUGUGAGAACGGCAGAGGAGCCAUCCUGCUGUCGGUGGCCAGGGGGAAGGUGUCUGAAGGGAUCGAUUUUGUGCACCAUUUUGGCCGGGCGGUCAUCAUGUUCGGAGUGCCUUACGUUUACACGCAGAGCCGCAUCCUCAAGGCUCGUCUGGAGUACCUUCGCGAUCAGUUUCAGAUCCGAGAGAACGACUUCUUAACGUUUGACGCCAUGCGUCACGCCGCCCAGUGUGUGGGCAGAGUCAUCCGGGGCAAGACGGACUACGGAAUCAUGAUCUUCGCCGACAAGCGCUACGCCCGAGCAGACAAACGUGGGAAGCUCCCUCGCUGGAUUCAGGAACACAUCAGCGACAGCAGUCUGAACCUCACCGUGGACGAGGCCGUCCAGCUCUCCAAGCACUUCCUGCGUCAGAUGGCUCAGCCGUUCAGACAGGAGGACCAGCUGGGUUUGUCUCUGUUGACUCUGGAGCAGCUGGAGUCGGAGGAGAUGCUGAAGAAAAUCAGUCAGAUCGCUCACCAGAGCUGAAGGUGUCAAACACAUUGUGUAAUGUCGUCACCCGUUACUGUGACUUUAAAUGGAUGUACGGGCUUCAUCAGGGCAGUUCAAGUAGAUUUGCCUCUUCCUUCUCUUUGUGGGAAAAACAACCAUGAAACGUCUUCAAAGCCCACGCUGGCCCAGCUCUGGUGGUUACAGUCACUAUCGGUGAGUAUUCAUCACACAGCUCCGGAGGUCUGAGUUACUUCCUGUAUUUCUGGUUUGAGCACCGCAGCUCUUUACGUGUAUUUCAUGUCAGAUGCUGCAGUUUAAUGGGGAUGGGUCUCACAUUUGUUUACUCGAUACUAGAGAUCACUCACAGAUGUACUGUGAGAGGAUAUAGUGAGGACUGUAGUGUAAACAAAAACAAUUAAAGGGGAAAAGUUCAUGUUCCAUAUAGCGUCUCAUACAGACGAGACUACGUUCCUUUUGCCGCUGUACAGUCCACUAAUACUGAACUUGAAUUUUUGUAUCUGUUAUUCAACCAGGAAGUUGGAAUAUAAAUGUUUGUAUUCAA
This is a messenger RNA of Pseudoliparis swirei, 2927 nucleotides long. RefSeq names its product excision repair cross-complementation group 2 (gene ercc2). The transcript has 23 exons. Gene Ontology annotation, molecular function: hydrolase activity, acting on acid anhydrides, in phosphorus-containing anhydrides; damaged DNA binding; DNA helicase activity. NCBI's taxonomy places the organism in Eukaryota, Metazoa, Chordata, Actinopteri, Perciformes, Liparidae. Gene Ontology annotation, cellular component: nucleus. The coding region runs from base 119 to 2401 and encodes 760 amino acids. The record is from RefSeq and is a predicted model, not a curated record. Gene Ontology annotation, biological process: nucleotide-excision repair; positive regulation of mitotic recombination; transcription by RNA polymerase II.